AUGUCUAAGCUGAAUUUGGGUCCUGUCAAGGCGUUUAAUGUUAUGAAGACUUGUUUUGGUGGUUCUGAAGAUGUGGGUGCAAGCAAAGUUGAAUAUAAGAACUAUAAGAGAUACUCUAUGGUGUUUGUACCAUUAACUGGUAUUGACAAUCAUCACUGCAAUGUUACAUUUGGUGCAGCAUUGUUGGCGUCGGAAACUGCUGAUACGUAUACUUGGUUGUUAAGAGUUUUUCUUAAAGCUGUUGGUUCUCAGCCAAAAUUUGUUGUCACUGACCAAGAUCCAGCGAUGAAGAAGGCUAUUUCUGCUGUAUUUGUUGACACGAGACAUCGGUUAUGCAUGUGGCAUGUGAUUCAUAAACUUUCUCUGAAGGUUGGUGUUAGGCUAUGCAAUUCCACCAAUUUUAAAGAACGUAUCUGUGGUGUUGUGUGGACGGAUAUUCUCGCACCUGAAGAGUUUGAAUUAGAAUGGGAAAUGGUUAUUGUAGAAUUCAAUUUAGAAGAUAAUGACUGGCUAUCUGAUAUUUUUGCACUUAGGGAAUCUUGGAUCCCUGCAUACUAUAGAAUGGAGCCAAUGUCUGGUCUUAUGCGAACGACAUCCAGGUCGGAGUGUGAGAAUCAUUUUUUUGGUCAAGUGUGCAAUUCGAAAGCUACUCUUGUUGAGUUCAUGACGCAUUAUGAGACUGCAAUAGAAGCACAACGUCACACACAUCGUAAAAAUGAUCAUGAAUCUCGAUACAAAAGACCCCAGCUGAAGAGUAGUUACAAAGUGUUGGAAGGGCAAGCUGUUGAUAUAUAUACAAAAAGUAUUUUUUGUGACGUUCAAGCUGAGCUUAUUGGAGUUGUGCAUUUCAUAAAUCAACGUUACGAAGAUCAGCCUGAUGGGUUUGUUAAGUUUAAUGUAAAUGACUUCCAACAGCUUUGUACAUCCUUAUUUGAGUUUUUUAGACAAACAUUCUAUGCAUGGCGUUAUAGAGAUAUUGUUUUUGGUGUUUUUCAGUUUGGUUUGCUAUGUAGACAUAUAUUCUAUGUUUUGAGACUUAUGGACAUUAGGGAAUUUCCAAAACAAUACAUUCUGAAUAGAUGGCGCAAAGAGGCCUCCCCAAACUACUCUGAAUUCUCAAUUAGUCGUGAAUAUAUGACCGAGCUUGAUCCUGAUGUGCACAGUAUGAUGCGAGAUGUUAUUUAUUCAACCGAAUACACUUUGAACCGUUUAUCUGGUAAUAAAGAGGAGCUAUCCUUAUACAAGGAUCAUGUUCAAUCUUAUAUGAAGAAGGUUCAAGAUAUGCAUAUUCUUGCUCCUCCCGCUAGUUCUAGGGAUAGAUUUGCCUAG
Molecule: messenger RNA, 1329 nt
Organism: Helianthus annuus (common sunflower)
Lineage: Eukaryota; Viridiplantae; Streptophyta; Magnoliopsida; Asterales; Asteraceae
Product: protein FAR1-RELATED SEQUENCE 2-like
Exons: 5
Coding region: 1-1329 (442 amino acids)
Biological process (GO): regulation of DNA-templated transcription
Source: RefSeq, a predicted model, not a curated record